GUAGGUUCCCACUUGACUGGACAGAAGCGAAUGAAUGGGUCUUUAGCUUUUCCUUUAUUUUAAUGGAUGAUUUACGGGUUUUAUAGGUGUUAUAAGUGUCAGUUUGUGCUUUUAUGGCAAGCUUUAGCGAGGCGACUGUAAAUAAUAUUUAUAUCUAUCGUUAUUAGCUCGCUCAGCCAAUGAAAAAAGGCCACGGUUAAUUUGUGCAGCAUUUAGGGCAAUAAAAAAAGAAUCACGGUAUGGAUUAUGAAGAAAAGGCCAAUUCUGUUGCUGAUCGUCUUUUAAGCUACAGGAAAGAUGAGUCCGGCUGGAAAAUCUGUAAGAAAACGAAUGAUGUUGUUGUUUAUUGGCGACCUUCAUCUGAAUUCCCUGGAAACGUAUAUAAGGGAGAGGGGAUAGUCAAUGGCAGCCCACAAAAAGUCUGGGAGUGUUUAAAACCAGAUCCAAAUGGGCUUCGUCUCAAAUGGGACAACAAUGUGAAGAAGUUUGAGCUGCUGGAACAAGUUUCUACAGACAUCACGGUAUGCAGAACUGUUACUCCCUCUGCUGCUAUGGGUGUUAUAUCCCCACGAGACUUUGUAGAUGUUAUUUUAGUCAAGCAAUAUGAAGACGGCACGAUUACAUCAAACGCAACUCAUGUGAGCCAUCCAACAUGUCCUCCUCAGCCUGGCUACGUACGCGGCUUUAAUCAUCCAUGCGGCUGCAUCUGUGUGCCUGUACCAGGGGAAGCAGGUAAAACCCAGCUCAUCAGCUUCUUCCAGACGGAUCUUGGAGGUCUGCUUCCUCGUUCCGUCGUGGAUUCGUUCUUCCCCGGCAAUAUGACUGAGUUUUACACGAACCUCACUAAAGCUGUUAAAUCCCUCAAAUAGCACUAAAGGCACUUUCUCUAGAAUGUCCAGUUCCAUAAGUGUUCAACAAAAAGGGAUUUUCUGAUCCUCUAUGUGUUUCCCAGUGAGCACCAACUGACCAUUAUUGAUUCUGACAAAUUGAAGUAAGCCCUGGCUCAGGCCUUGAUCUGACCUCGAAAGAAUAUGUCCUGUUUAGUCCAUUUUAAUAUUGAUCUCUUGCAUGUGUGACCAAAAGAGCUGUAUUUUCCGAAAUCAUUCAUUUGAGCUGAAAAGUCUUCUAAACAUUGUUGUGCUCACUGGGUUCACAUUUAGUUGUCAUAGUUUUAAAAAAAAAAAAAAUAAUAAUAAUCUAAUAUAUUUUCAAAAGGUUUUCAGAAGAGAAAAGUAACAGCUGCUUAGAAAUGACAGCAAAAUCACACACAAAAUCAUAACCUUCACUGAUCGUACAAUGCGGUUAACUGUCUUAAACUAUUUGGAACUGGAAAGAAGCUAAGCAACAGACAGGCUAAGCAGACGAACAGGGAGUGCCUGGUUACAUAUUCCAAACCUUUUUACGUUACAUUUUUUUCCAAAUACUUAAAAAGAUAUAAUAAGGGAAGUGAUCACUUAUUUUUUUUUAUGUUUUUCAAAAAUAGUUCAAAUUUGGUAAUAUAUACUUUGCAUUACUGUCUAUCUAGCCAGCAUUUUAUUUUAUUUUAUUUUUUUUAGUCUCAUGAUUUAUACAUCUAAUCUUAAUCAAAGUUUUUGAAAAUAACUUCUAAUAAUUUCUCCCUAAAACCUCACAGCUCCACAGAUUCCCCGUAUUACUGUAGUUGGCCAUGCUUGACUCAAGUGGUACUUAUUUUAUUCCUCUUGCUUGUAAUGCUCAAGUGAGAAUUUUUAGUAGUCUUUUAUUCAAAAGGUCAGAGCAAUUUCAGUUUUGUUUUCAUUUUUGGGGCUGAGUGCAGCACAGCUGUGGUGGAGGAAAUGAAGCAAAUUCCAGCAUGAGCAUAAGUGUCUUAAAAAUCUCACUUUACAUGCAAACUGGGAUUGUGGGUAAUAAUAGAAUUACACACAUGGCACGAGCUAAAGAAGCUAAGCAGUGAGGUUCACUGGUCGUAAAUGACUUCAUCAUAUUAUAAAAGCAUUGCAGAGAAAAAGUAAUAACAACAAAUUGCUUAAAUUGCCAUUUAUAGAUAAAAGCACAAACGUGGCACAAGCAGGAAACAGCACAAAUAUCAAAUCACCAGCAUUCUCAACAGCAUGCUGGUCUACCUAUUACUACAUAAAUAUUCACAUUUCAGAGAGCUUAACCUACUUGGGAACAAGUUAAAGUCAUUGUGCUUAUCUGUGAAUAGGAUGCUGAAAACAUAUUAAGGUUACAAAGUGAGUGAAAAUUCCAAGAUACUAUACUGCUAAUAGAAACUAGACUACUAAUAAGAAAUCUGAUAUUGAUCCAGACAUUUGCAUCACUAUGAAUGUCCCAGAUCACAUACUUAUGCACUUUGUAGCAUAGAUAGCAUGAGCAAAAUUCCAACAAGAAGAAUUGCACUUAAAGUACUCUGAUGAUCUACCGAUUCAAAUCAGAAAAAUAUUUUUUGUAUCUUUGCUUGCGUAGUAGAAAAGAGAUGGGGCUACCAGGCGCUGAUGCUGGAUGAGAAAACUUUCAAGAUGGCCGACAAUCCUUCUGUGGACAAGACAUCUUACAAAUGUCUAUUACGUUUGCCCACACUGUGUGAUUUAUUUUCCAACAUUUUAAAAAUUCAGCGUUUUCUGGUAAAGCUAGCAGCAUCGUGUUUGACGUCAUUUGGGUUCCAAGUUCCAUUUGAGACGUUACUCUCCUUAUAAAAUUUAUACACUGGACAUCAGAGAACAUAGUGCACAGUAUAUAGUGUAAAUGCAUAGUGUAUAAUAUGUCAUUUGGGACACAGCUAUUGUACCUGGUCAAGGCUUGUUAGGUUUUCCUCCAUGGAAGAGGUUUCAAGACAGACUUGGCUUCUUUGGAAUAAUAUGACUUGUUCGUUUUGAUUAGCUGAGGGAACAGUUGUUUGUAGCUGCUACAACAAAAGUUUCGCACACAUUUCAUAAGAUUAACCUCAUAGAGAAAGUAGGACAUUGUUAUUGAAUUAAUUUGAAAACUGACUUAAGAGAAAUGAAACAUUUAUGAAGUGAAGUGCUGUUAUAGGAAAAAAAAACAGUUUAGUGCUUAUUAGGCCACAUCACACCAUGACACUUGACUAUUUUCCUAUAGGAGUACAUCACACUAUGUUUUAUUUCUUAUGAUUAGCUAUCAAAGGCAAAGUUCCCUAUCAUAAACUGAGGAAGAAAGCCUGUUUCUUUAUAAGAGUUACUUUUCUAUUCUGUACUUUUGAAAAUAACAAAAGUCUUGGUAUAAAAUAAGGAGGCACCAGUUUGAUGCUGAGUAUCGAUGUCAGACUGAAGAUGUCCUGAAUCAUUGGACUGGAAUCAGAUCCCAUUUGCUAUUCUACAAUCUUAAAACGUUAGGAUCUGAUGUUUGAAACAUUCCAGAAACGUGUGACGUCACCUGACACAAACACAAAUCUUGCACAUGUGCGUGCCUGUGAAAUAUUGCAUCGCUUACCAACAGAAGCUCACAGAGUCGAUAUGAUUUCUGUGAGGAUGACACUCGUCAUGAGGUUGUCAUCAUUAGCUGAAAGAACUUGAAGCUAACAGGGUGUCGCAACAGCUACACUUUUUAAACACCUUUUACUAUGUACAUAGUCACUAUGGGAGCAGUAAUGAGAUAGCAGCUCUGAUAUGGGGGAAAAAAAACGGGAUGUGUGAAUCCCUGGUACAAAACCAUUUUUUUUACUUCUACAGAGAAAAUAGUGCAAUAUGACAAUUUUUAUGCAAUUAUUAGACCCCAAGUGUGUUUCUGCAGGUUGGAUUCAAGCAUGAGACUGUCAGAUGGAGAGACAUUUUAGGAGAUGUAAGAAAUUGAUUUCUUCAAGUUUCAGUUGUCAAAUGCAGUUGUUAAAUUUUUUACUAAUUAUUAGCAUUCUAGGUAUAAGAGAAUGUUUAUGUAAUGCGCAUAUCUUUAAAGUUGCUUUUCUUUAACAUAAUUUAUUUGACCAAUUAAGGUUAUCUGUGAAAUCUCACCGAUAAAGUGUCAGGUUGCUAUGUAACAUUAUAACAGCCAUAACAUUAACAUAACCACUGACAGGUGAAGCGAAUAACAUUGAUCAUCUGGUUUCACUGGCAUCUGUCAUGGAGUGGGAUAUUAUGAACAGUCAGUUAUCAAAGUCAAUGUGUUGGAAGCAGGAAAAAUGGAUAAGGAUCUUUGACCGGGACCAAAUUGUGAUGGCUAGAUGACUGGGUCAGAGCAUCUUCAAAACAGCUGAUCUUGUGGGUUAUUCCCUAUAUGCAGUGGUUAGUACCUACCAAAUGUGGUCCAAGGAAGGACAACCAGUGAACUAGCAACAGACUAGCACCCUGGGGUCAUUGUCUGAAAGAAGAGCUUCUGUAGCACAAUUUGCUGAAAACGUUAAUGCUAGUAAUGAUAGAAAGGUGUAAACACACACAAUGCAUGCAAUGCAAUUUGCAGCAAAUGAGUCUGAUGCAUCGAGGUCCUACUAAUUUACAGGACUCAAAGAAUCUUCUGCUAAUGUAUUGGUACCAGAUAUCACAGCACACCUUCAGAGGUCUUGUGGAGUCCAUGCCUCAACGGGUCAGAUAUUUUAGUGCACAAUAUUAGGCAGGUGGUUUUAAUGUUAUGGCUCGUUCAUGUAUAUACACACUGGACAUUAUCACACACAUCCAUAAAAUCUGAUGUGCCAUAAAACUUGAAUCCAGCCAACGUAUGAAGUCCAGCAUAGCUUGGUUAGCUCUACAGAACACUAACCCGUGCUCGACUCCAAACAUGCAGUCACACAAAUGGGGUCAAAACGGCUACUCGUUAGUUUUUAGAAAACAUACUCUGAACACCUCAUAUUUUAAUUUAGUACUGGCCAAUUCCAGUUUUUCAGUUACUUUUAUAUUCCUUCUGAACUGAUUACCUCAAUUUUCAAUCGUGUCUGACAUUCCUGUUCCCUGGCUUUAAUGCUAGUUGUACCCCGUAUGUGCCUGCUGUAUUUUUUUGGUGUCUGCAUGCCUAGUCAUAUUGAACGAGUGGAAAGAAAAUGACAUGCAAAUGAGUUACAGCUGAAACAUUUUCUGUAGGUGUUACUGGCUUUAUUCGUAUUUUAUAAGAACGGGAAUCUUGUACAGAGAUAAUAAAGGGAGGAUUAACAUGAUUCCCAAACAUUACACUGUAAAGAUCUAAAGGCAACAUACACAAUAGUCAGGAAUUACACUGUGAUGUUUACAUACUGUUGGAAAGCUUGAAACUUGAUGGAAAGUUGCACAAAGGGACUAAAUGCUGUUUGUGGGUGUAUUCUGCUGCAAAGUGCAUGUGUGUAUGUGUGUGUGUGUGUGUGUGUGUUUCUCUGUUUCGUGUCUUUAGUGUUCCAUUCAAGAAGCAUGACUGUGUGUUGCUCAUUGAUGUUAAUUAUCCUGAAUGCAUGUCCAUUGGCUAGAAACGUGUUUGUUGGUCAUUUGAAUGAGGCAUUAUCUCCAGUGCCUGAAUCAUUUAAAAUUAUGGAUAUUUUAAUUUUGGGGUUGGGAAUAGAACAAUUUUAUGUUUUUUUUUUCUGAACAUGUGAAAAUAAUAUUUUAAAAUAUAUGAAUGAAUAUACUUAUGUUUAGUAAUUUGAGUAAUUUUACAUUUAACUACUGCUGGAAUCAGUGUCUCAGCUGCUGCUGCUACUGAUGAUGAUGGUGAUUAUUAUUAUUAUUAUUAUUAGUCAGAAUUACACAAUUUUCCUUAGCCCAAAUGUACUCAAACAGCCAAACAAUGUUUGAUGUCUGAUAUUUCCUAAUUUAAUUUUAUGUAAUUAAAUUUUUUAUUUAAAUUUUAUAAUCUAAUGUACUUUAUCUUGCUCCAAAUGUCUUACCACAACUAUAUUGUCUUACAGUAAUAUUCCAUAACUUCAUACACUUGCUCUAGAUUUUUUGAGCUAAAUAUUCCUAAAUCAUUGUCAGUUGAAUUAAAGGAAGAUUUUUAAAGAUAUGAUUUUACUUAACUGCCCCUGAGGCUCUGAACUGCUGAUCAGAAGAUCCUGGGAUCUUCAUAUCAUGGAACUGCCUAAACUCCAAUGCAAUUCUCUUAUUCCUGUUCAGCUCUAUGUUUAGACUAGACUUUGGAUAAAAGCUUCAACCAAAUGAAUAAACAUCAGUGAUUAUUCCAGAUUUGAUUUCUUCAGUAUUCUUUAAAGUCUUUGUUGAAUAGAUGUUGGAAUGAGACAAAAUGCCUUUACUGUACUGUUUGCCUAAAUACAAAACAGAGCCCUUUAUGUAAUCCCACACAAUGUAUUCCACCAGCUUCCAAUGAAUAAACGAUGACCUUCUAGACCA
Molecule: messenger RNA, 6239 nt
Organism: Hemibagrus wyckioides
Lineage: Eukaryota; Metazoa; Chordata; Actinopteri; Siluriformes; Bagridae
Gene: stard5
Product: StAR-related lipid transfer (START) domain containing 5
Exons: 6
Coding region: 240-869 (209 amino acids)
Molecular function (GO): lipid binding
Source: RefSeq, a predicted model, not a curated record